This is a messenger RNA of Vigna radiata var. radiata (mung bean), 1461 nucleotides long. RefSeq lists its product as uncharacterized. Bases 1 to 1461 code for a protein of 486 amino acids. The record is from RefSeq and is a predicted model, not a curated record. Gene Ontology annotation, molecular function: zinc ion binding. Lineage: Eukaryota; Viridiplantae; Streptophyta; Magnoliopsida; Fabales; Fabaceae. The transcript is spliced from 2 exons.
AUGGAUGAGGAACGAAUUAAGAUUGUGGUCCACCAUAGUGGAAAAUUUUUGACUGAUGAUAAUGGUGUGUUUAAAUUUGAUGGAGAGAUAGCAGAAUGGAGUGUUGAUGCAGACUUGUUGAGCUAUUUUGGCAUAGUUGCCUCAGUCAAAGAAUUAGGUCAUAUGGACAUCAAAGAAUUAUGGUAUGGUUUUGGAGGUCAGUCUGUGCACCCACAUAGGUUAGAGUUAUUAACUGAUGACAAGGGUGCCAUGCAUAUGUUGAACAUUGGUAGGUUAAAUGAAGAAGUCCAUUUGUAUGUGGUUCAUAAUAUGGUGGAACCACAAAUAAUAGAAUUCAUUGAUUGGGUUGGUGGUGAAGAGGGUUAUAGUGUGGAUGUUGAGGUGCAUACUGAAGGUGAUGGCAAAGAGGGUGGUGAGGUCCAGGUUGAGGGUGUUGAGGGUGGUGAGGUCCAGGUUGAGGGUGUUGAGGUCCAAGUUAAGGGUGGUGAGGUCGAGGAUGAGGUCAAGGUUGAGGAUGCUGAUGUGGAUGAGGUUCAGGAUGGUGAGGUCCAGGGUGAGGUCCAGGUUGAGGAUGCUAAUGUGGAUGAGGUUCAGGAUGGUGAGGAGUUACAUGAGGUCCAGGUUGAGGUCCAAGGUAACCUCCAUCAUGUAUACUUCAGAACUUUAAUAGUUUUUAUUUCUUUAUUUUAUGACAGGUAUUGGUCACAAUGUGACACUCUUGUCAACAACAUGUCUGAAGCCUUUAAUAAUGUGUUAGUAGAUAGUAGGUCUAAGCCUAUUAUUAGCAUGUUAGAAGACAUUAGGGUAUACAUUAUGAAGAGAUGGGCUGCCAACAAGACAAAGAUGACACAAUAUCAUGCUUCAAUCUGCCCUAAGGUUUGGAAUAGAUUUCAAAAGGAGUCUUCCUUAGGAAGAUAUUGGUUACCAAGGUGGUCAAGAGAGAAAUUAUUUGAAGUCAUGCAUAUUUCAGAAUUUGGCAACCAAUUCGUUGUCAAUGUGGACACCAUGGACUACACAUGUAGAAAAUGGGCAAUUAAUGGCAUUCCUUGUGCGCAUGCCAUAACAUCAAUGAAGUUUGUGACCAUCAAUGCAGAAGAUUACAUAACCCACUGGUUUAGAAAGUCCACUUAUGAAGAGACUUACAACAGCAUAAUUUACCCUAUCAAUGGUCAACAUAUCUGGGAGGUAACACCCUAUUCAGAUAUAUUACCUCCAAAGAAGAAGAGAAUGCCAGGAAGGCCUAAAAAGAAACAAAGAUUGGAGGACUGGGAGUUGAAGAAGAAUGAUAGUGAGUUAAGAAAGGGUGGUCAGAGAAAAAAAUGUGGUAUAUGUAAGGAGCUUGGUCACAACAAGAACACAAGGCACCCAAGGUCCACCAACAGAUGUUCCACUUACCCAAGAAUCCACUGUGAUGGCAACUGCAAGUGGUCCUCCUCAACAACUAGACCCCACUGUGAAUGA